GUUUUCCCCAAAAAUAAGACCUAACCAGAAAAUAAGAUAAAGUGGAAAAAAUCAAGCAGUUGUCUUAACAACCAGCAACUAUGACUGAAACCUUUACCUGAGGCAUUUACUGUGCAUUUGUCAUUCCCUUACUCAUGGUUAUUUACAGGUUGUUCAGACAACCAUUAUCUUCUAGUUUUACUUCUGUUUCUAAACAACACUUUUGGAGAGAGUUUUUUGAACAAGAAAAAUUCAGUAUUAUUUGAGAAAGCAUAUGAACCACCUUUUGUCUUUUACCUUUUGUGUAAUUGUGCUAUUCCAUUAUACUCACCACUUUCUUUAGGUGAUGUAGCAAAAAAGCAGAAAAGGGGAAAAAGCUUUUCUUACAAUACUUAGAUCUCUAUUCUGUGAUGAAACUGCAAGUAGAUAAGUUUUCAUGUAUAAAUAUGGAAAUACAGGAAUUUGGGUAUUGGAGAAUUUGUCUUUUUUCUCUUUCCAAUAUUGCUCCUUUCUGCUAAAGUUUGCCUCACAAAAAACAGAUUAAUAAAUGCAAAUUAAAUGCCCAUGACUGAUAGGUUGAAGCAAGAUCUGAGGAAUGUGCAGAGAAGCCAUUUGGGAGAUGCAUCUCUGGGUUUUCCCUCUGGGUUCUGUUCCUGACUGGGCCCUUUGAUUCUCUUAUUUUCCCACUAGAGCUGACUCAGUCUGACACAAGUCAAAGUUGCACUUGGAUUUCUGCUUUUAACCUGGGCUUUGAUAUAUUCAAGUUUUUUUUAAAGCUCAUGAAAUUUGUACAAUUUUUUGUUUUCAAUACUUCACACAAAUUGCCUGAGAUUUAAAAACAAAAUUUGCAAAUCACAACCUAUUUUAAGUACGCCAAGUGUUGGUUAUCUAUUUAUUUAUUUUAUAUACUGUCUUAUAUUUUCAAAAAAAUAUCAAGAUGGUAUACAAAAGAAAUACAUUAGAACUUGGCAGCAGUACUUGAUUUAAAAUAGAAUAGAUUUAUAUUAAAACUAACUUUUAAAUAACUGGGUAGAUAAAGUUUUGGCCCAGUGUCUAAAUAGAGAAUAUUGGAUCCAUGCUUGGUAUUACAACAACUGUGUAAAUAAAAAUAUUGAAGCAAGGUUUAUGUUUGCAGGAGCAACAUUGUUAAAAUCUUACUUCACGUUUUCAUGUCAGAGUACUAGAACUGAUCAAUUGUGUGCACUUUCAUCUGAUUAUUUUGAUAGUUGCAAAUAUUGCUGUCAUGUGACAUGUUUAUCUGAACAAAUAGCAAAUAUUGAAUUUUGUUAAUCUGUUAAACCAGUAACACUUUAAAAAGGUCUCUGAGGAAUGCAUUUCUGAAUUGUAUAUAACAGGUAAUACAAUACAUAGUAAAUUAACUUUUCUAAUUAACUAAAUUUUGACCACAGGUUCUACAGAUUGUAUGUUGAUAUGGCAUGAUCUAUUAGCCUCAGGGAUGUAGUGGGUGGGUUGGCAGAAAGGAACACUACCAUCAGUGGGGUGUGUGCAUCUGACUUGAGGACCUUGGCAGGUGCUAAAAUGCGGCAUUCUGAGAAAAGGGGAUCAUGUCUGGACCUGAGGCCCCUCUGUUCUGUUUGGAGCUUUCUCUGGAUCAGUUUUAAGGCAGCCCUAACUGAACUACAUUGCAGUAAUCCUGCACCAUGUCCAGGAGAGGUUGCAGCUGGCAAGCCAGUUGGAGAUGGUAUUGGAAAAAAUGGAGAUGGAAAAUGGAUGGAGAUGGAAAAAAGUAUUUUCAGUUGCUACAAUCACUUGGGACUUCAGCAACAGUGAUGGAUCUUAGAUUACUCCCAGACCUCGAACGUGCUCUUUCAGAGAGUGCUACCAUAUCCAGAACAAGCAGUGAACCUGAGUCAGGAACCAGUCACUCACAUUGCCUCUAUCUUGCCAAGAUUCUAUUUCAAUUUAUUUGCUCUCAUCUAGCCCAUCACCGGGUCCAGACAGUGAUCUAGAACUUGAACAGCAUCACCAGAUUCAGUAGCCACAGAAAUAGAGUAGUAUGUCAUCAGUAUACUAAUAUCAUUUGGCCCUAAAUCACUAAUUGGGGACAGGAUAGGAAUGUGCAGAACCCUGUAGCUGCGCUGCCAAGAACCUGAGGAAUAGUUGCCCAGCAUAACUUUCUGAAAUUGACACCACAGAUUAGACUGGAAGCACCGUAACAAAGUGUCCCCAUUACCUCAGCCACAGAGUUGAUCUAGGAAGCCACAGAGUUGAUCAUUGAUGGUAUUGAAAGCUGAUGAAAGAUUGAGUAGGAUUAACAAAAUCACACUCCCUCUGUUCCUCUAAAAAAAUAAAGGACCUCCAUCAGGGUGACAAAGAAUGAUUCAGUCUCAUAACUAGGUGAAAGGCUGGAUUGAACUGGGACUGAUGUCCUCCAUGAGUACCUGCAGUUGCACUGCACAACCCUCACAGGUACCUUAUCUAAAUCAGUGUAACCAGCAAGACUUCUUUUGCACAGCUGAAAAUGUCCCAGCUGCCUCAUUCUUGUUAGCACGACAACUACUAGGCUGGGUGGGCUUGCUAAAUGCAAGCAAGGAUGGUUUUUAAGAAAAGACUGCUUACUGGGAGCAGGGUUGUGAGGGCUGGUUGAAGCGCCAGUGUCCUGUGUUUCUCAGAAGAAGAGCAUCAAUGUUAAGUCUAGAACAACCUGAACUCUGACACUGUUGGGGAAAUGUCCUGAAAAAAGAAAGCCUAACAUACUGUUAAAGCUGCGUAGGCCUAUGGUUUAAUUGUUAACACUGGAUCCAUUUCUUCUGUGAGUGUCUCACAAUUAGAGGGUUGGUUUUAAGCUUUAGAGCCCUAAAUAGCAUUGGGCUACAUUACCCUAAGGAACAUCUCUCAGAAUAUAAAGUUUUUAGCUAGGUAGGUACAUAUGAGAAGAUACGUUGUUCAGAGCUUUAAAGGUUAAAACCAGCCUUGAAUUGGGCAUUGUAGCUGGCUGGCAGCCAGUGCAGAUGAAGAAGCACUGUGGGUUAUAACCCCUGGUGGGUUCCAGCAAUCAUUCUGACAUGUAGUUACACACAAUGGCUGGUUUUAUGGGGUAGGUGCAACAGGGAUGGUGUUCAGUCACUUAGGGAGGUGGCACACGUAAAAGUAAUGGCUCUGUAAUGUAACAGUUUUUCAGUUAAAUUAUAGGCCUGUGCAUCUUUGCCCUAACAUUACAUUUGUUGCUCAUCUUCCAGAGUUUUUCCCCAACAAACCAAAGUUUAGUUUUGCUCCCAACUUCCAAAAAGAUCUCAGAGCCAUAGGCACACUGCUGGUUAGCCAGCCAUCACAGGCCUACUCCCAGUCUGUAGUCCUUUUCCUUCCCAUGAGUAAAGAAUAUGCAGUUCGAAGAAGUCCACCAAACCAUCACAAUAUGAUCACAUUAGCCAGUCCCAGUUAGCAGUCUAGAUGUUCUAUUUGCAUUCAUGAAGUUUCUAGACCCAGUUUUCAAGGACAGUGCAACAUAUAAUAGAUUGCAAAAUUAUAAGAUCACUGGAGCAUAACUGUUGAAAGGCUAAUUCUGUCCAGGUGGGAUCUUAGUUGGUAUAUUGACCUGUGCUGAUGAGAAGGCUCCUGAGUCUAUAGUGACAGUUGCAACUCUAAGAAUACCCCCAAAGUAUAUACCUGCCCCUUUAGGCAGAAUGCAAGCUCCAUCAGAACAAGUUGAAUGCCCCUUAACAGGACAAAUAACGUACUCCAUAACAUUUAUUGCUAGUUCAGAUUUGGUGUCCAUUUAUUUGCCCUCAUCCAGUCGAGACUCUUCUCCAACCACUGGUUCGGAACAUCAACUGUUUCACCUGUAUUAGAUGAAAGGGAGAGGUAUGCCUUAGUGUACAUAUUGAUGGCACCUCACUCCACAUUCCAAGAUGACAUCUCACAGAGUUUUUAUCAAGUGCAGGCUGCAGAUAAUAUCCCAAGCCUUGUCUGGUAUCCCCAAGCUCAAUCAUUUGUCAUUGCCAAGAAGUGGGGAGAGCAGUCUAGAAACUGUAUGGUUGCUGCAGUGGAAGCCUCGCUCCUAGAGUAGCCCUGGAAUUUUCUAGGAAUUGGUGAUUGCAGGUGCCUGCCUAUAGGGCAUUCUAGGCAUCCUUUUGCUUGCAUGAUAAAUUAGUACAGUGGCCCUAAGGUUACUGCACUCCUUAAUAUCUCCUUUUUGGGAGGCUGGAAUAUAGAUUGAAUAUUUUCAAUCUGAACUAUUGUUUUGCAUUCCAUAUUUGCUGGGACAUUCUUCUUAGUGUUUAAAAUUAUUCAGUCUCUGCAGAGGUAUUACUCAAGGUAAUUUGCACCUUCCAAUAAUUCUUCUUCAAAUGAGUCUGUCAUCCUUUUAUCCCUUCUGUAUAGUUCUUCCAUGUACUGUUUUUCCUUCUCUUUAUUAUAUUUUGGUCAGAUGGAAUAUUAGAACAUAAAAAGCCAUGUUGACUCAGAUCAAAGGUCCAUCCUGUCCAGCACUUUGUACACAUGGUGGGAGGAUCCUCCCUCAGGAUCCUCCAGCAGGAUGGGUGCAAGAUCUCCACCUGUUCAAGCUCCUCAGCAAGUUCUGUAUGCUUUCAUACCAUGUCUGGUAAAGGAGGUAGCACAUAGUCAGCAAGGCUGAUAACCGCUGAUAGCCUCCUCUUCCAUGAAUCUGUCCAGUCCCUUUUUAAAGCCAUCCAAAUGGGUAGCCUUCACCACCUCCCAUGGCUGCGAAUUCCAGGUUUAACUAUAUGUUGUGUGAUAGUAUGUUAGUCCUUCAGAAUUCCUGAUUUAGGAAUUUUUGUUUGAUUUUUCAGAUUGUCUGAGAGAAGCUCUUGUUUUUCUCUUUUGUUGUUCUCUUCUAUUUCUUUGCAGUGGCCAUUGCAGUAUUUAUUUUUGUAUAUGAGAGUCAUUGAAAUGUUGCAUUCAGGUUUCUGACCUAACUCUUGUCACCUUUUACAUUUGCUUUUUGCCUACCUUUUGCAUUGUCAGUGUUUCUUCAGUCACCCAUACAGGCUUUUUCUUUCUUUUUUGCUGCAGGAAUUGUCUUCCCUAAUAAUGCCUCUGGUUUUAGUGUGCAGUGCAUCCAGUUCGCAGUCAAUUGAGUUCAAAAGCCAAGAAGAGCAAAGAUCAAACAUAUAUAUGGUUGGCUGAACAUGGUCAGCUACUCUGACUAAUGAGUUUAGGGAGUGAAUAAGCUUAUUUUAGAAGACUUUUAUUUAGAGAUGACUUUAAAAAAUCACUUGGAUUGCCUUCUGUGAAAAGGGUGUUCUGUGCUCUGAAUAACUAUGGGUUCAUUAUGGAUUUUGGGUACCCAGUCUCCCAUCACUCUUUGCCUUGUAUUUGUUCUUGCCUUGUAUGUUAUUUGUCUUUCAGCCUUACCAAUAUGCCUUCAAUGAAAUGGCUGUUGGCCAUGGCUACGAAGACUGUCAUGUAGUGAAUUAGCCAUGGCAGCUAAUUUGUGACAGUGCCCACAGUUCUUUCCCAGGAGGUUUGGGCCCAUUGUCCAGAAGAGAAGAGGAAUGACUCUAUUCAAUUCUACCAAUGAUUUGUCCUCACAUGUGCUUAUGUGUAGUUAUUACCUAAAUAAUAACUGUUUUCAGAUAAUACUAAUGUUUUGCUUGUCUGACCAUGUGUAGGAAGAAUACUGACGGUUAAAUUGCUGCCUUUAUACUGUUAAACUCUGCAAUAAAGUGGGGAUGUCAAGAGUCUCCACUCCUCUACCACCUGGAGAAAUGUCCAGUGGGCCUGUAGCUGAAAGCUGGUGUUACACGCAGUUUCUGCCGAGAAGAAAUGGGUGAAGUUUUAAAGAGCUCUACCUUUUCAUCAGGGCCGAAUGACAAAAUGAAAUGGUGCCUGAGGGUAAAUCCAAAAGGGUUAGAUGAUGAAAGCAAAGAUUACCUUUCAUUAUAUUUACUUCUAGUUAGUUGUCCAAAAAGUGAAGUAAGAGCAAAAUUUAAAUUUUCUCUUUUAAAUGCCAAAAGAGAAGAAACAAAAGCAAUGGAAAGCCAAAGAGCAUAUCGAUUUGUUCAAGGCAAAGACUGGGGUUUUAAAAAAUUCAUUCGAAGAGACUUUUUACUUGAUGAAGCUAAUGGUCUUUUACCAGAUGAUAAGCUUACAUUAUUUUGUGAGGUGAGUGUGGUCCAAGACUCAGUGAAUAUAUCAGGACAGUCCAGUACAAACACAUUAAAGGUACCUGAAUGCAGGCUUGCAGAAGAUCUAGGAAAUCUCUGGGAAACAACAAGAUUUACGGAUUGCAGUUUUCAUGUAGGAGGACAAGAGUUCCAAGCUCAUAAAUCAGUUCUUGCAGCUCGUUCACCCGUUUUUAAUGCAAUGUUUGAACAUGAAAUGGAGGAAAGCAAAAAGAAUCGCGUAGAAAUAAAUGAUGUAGACCCUGAAGUUUUUAAAGAGAUGAUGAGAUUCAUUUAUACAGGGAAAGCUCCAAACCUUGAUAAAAUGGCUGACAGCUUGUUGGCGGCAGCAGACAAAUAUGCACUGGAACGGCUGAAGAUCAUGUGUGAAGAAGCUCUGUGUAGUAACCUCUCAGUAGAAAAUGUUGCAGACAUCUUGAUUCUCGCAGAUUUGCACAGUGCAGAACAGUUGAAAGCACAAGCAAUAGAUUUCAUUAACAGGUGCAGUGUCCUUAGGCAACUUGGUUGUAAAGAUGGGAAAAACUGGAACAGCAACCAAGCAACAGACAUAAUGGAAACAGCAGGCUGGAAGUCGAUGAUCCACUCUCAUCCCCAUUUAGUAGCUGAGGCCUUUCGAGCACUAGCAUCUGCACAGUGUCCACAGUUUGGCAUUCCCCGCAAACGACUAAAACAGUCAUGAAAUCUUCCAUGAACUAUAGAAAAUUAAUAACUCCUCAUUCAUGUCCAGAGGGGUUUUUACAAACCAUCUGCCAGAAUAUGCUACCCCUGUCCGCAGAACAGAACUUGAAAGCUUUUAAGAAUGGAUACUUUAUGGUUUAAAUAAUCAGCUUUAAAUUAGACUGAUAACUCUCCAGUUCACUGAAAGGCCUUAACGUCAACUACUCUAGUUCAUUUGUGAUUUUCUUGUUUUUGUUUUUUAAAUGGUGCCUCGUCAUUUUGACUCGGCCAUGUAGGAUUGCACUAGCUCCAUAAUGCAGUAAUGCUGAUAAAUGAAGACAGUUCUUGAAAGGGAUCUUCCUCUUUUCCUUUACUUUUUUUAAAUCCCAGAAUGAAGAUUAUCAUUUGGUCUUGUGGUAACUGGAAGGUUUCAACUAGCCUCUCAUUAAUUGUGUUAGUGGUCAACAAGCACUCCAGUCCAAGUACUGUAUGAAGAGUGCAUCUGCCCACCUUCAGAGGGUGCAGUCAGACAUGCUGUGGCAAUAUACUGCUCUGAAUAUAAUUUAUUUUUCAUUGGUUCAGGUGAGUGAGGGAAAUAUGCAAUGUCUUGGCCCAGAAAUGUAUUUUACUAGAAUUUGUAAAUGCUUACCAUGAGAGUGUCUCCAUCAAGUGUGAAAAGACAUACACAGUAACCCUUUUGGCCUGUGUUGCUUUGUGAUCCAUUGCUAUUUUACGUUGUACUGAACCAGAACGAAAGUUGGAAUGGAGAAGAAUUAAGUGAAAUGUGCUGGGGAGAAAAUGGUUAUUUCUCAAGUGGGAUUCGUGGAAGAUCAAGGAUGCAUAAGAAUGACCAAAUGUAAAUUUCAGAAAUGGGCCAAAUUAUGGAUUCUCAGUAUGCACUUUUAAUGUGUAACUUUUGUAUGUUGUGUGGUACAUAUAUAUUUUGGUUUUGAUAAAUAUGGUACAGUAAUUGUGGCCUAACUUUUGAAAUACAUUAAGAUGCCCACAGCCACAUGGGAUUUAGUUUUGUUACUGCAAACAAGGAAAGCAUGACUUUGGAGAUGUUGAUUCAAAGUGAAUAUCUUAAGUGUUCAUGUUAGAAUCCAUUCUAUUUUCACACUUUGAGCAAGCUUAACUAUGUUCCCUUAGUGUGUGUACGCACAAGCCUGUUCACACUAGUGGAAGUUGCACAGACACACACUUAGCAGGAAGAAUAGAAGUCUGAAAUGUCAGUAUUUGUAAGCACUGACUUGCUGUUUUUAGCAUUCGUUAUUGUACUAGCAUUGUGGAUGGUAUUGAAAUUCUGCAUAAUGUGAAAAGGAUAUAACAACCUGUAAACUGCUUGUAAUGGGCCAGUCUUUUUAUUAUACAGACCUUAGCUUUAAUGCCACCACUUCCCGUGUGUUUGCUAGCAAUUGUUGUUUACAAUUGGGAGGAUUUGUCUGCAGCAGUGCACAUUGUAAAGGUUUCUUGACUUACUAUGUUUGAAUUUUAUUUUAAGUAUGGUGAUGUGCUGUAUCUGUUGCGUGAGAAAAAUGCAUUUAGUCCCAAGAAAAGGGAAUUCCUCUGAAUUUUGCAACUGAAAAUUUUAGUUGGCCCAUUAGUUUCACAUACUUAGUCCAUAAAGAUUUCUUUAGCUUCUCAAAAGAUGUCACCUUUCCUGACAUGUUGAAUGAUCCGGAGCAUAUUUAUUCCAAACUAUUACUUUGACUAAGAACAUCUUUAAGAACGAUUAGGGACAAGAGAAAUACCCCCAAGCCAGCACUGUGCAAAAGCUUGAAACACACCCAUGUUCUUUGCAGUGAGGUCAGGACAUGCUUUGGACUGGCAUCCUUGUGACAUGGUUAGAUGGGCCAUUUCAGUUGCACUCCUGGUGGUUUCAGUGGGCCUAAAUAUUCAGUGAACCGAAGUGGUACAGAGGCAUUCUUUCCAGAAAUGCAUCAUAGCUUUUGACAUGUAUCAGAAGUUUCUCCUUAAAUUAAGGUCUUGCACAUGUUUUCAGGUAAGGUAGAAGAAUGUGUGUCCCUCCAUGAGAGAGAAACUUCUGCUGCAAUGUAACAAAUGAUAAGCAACCUCACAUCUUGAAAGUUGCAGCUAUAAUAUACAAAGUGACUUGAAUAUUUAAUACUGUAAUUGUCCAAUUUCAGCCUGUUCUGAUAUGAGUAGAUAUAGCAAUCACGUUGAACACCAUAAAACAUUUUGUUUAAAGGUUUUUAAAAAGCUUGAUAGCACAUUUUGUACCAAAAAUAUCAAACACCGUGCUGUAAGAAUAUCUACUACUCUAUAAAAUGCCACUUAUAUUGUAUGGUAGACACCUUGUUAAUUUUGACAUUACCAGCUGAUCACAACUGUUGAUCUACUGUAUUAUUUUAUCCAUUGGCUAUAAAAAGACACAAAAAGAGUGAAAUGUUGGUCUAUCCAGUGGGUGCACUAAUUCAUCUUUUUCCUUUAGUUGAACCACAUGGUGAUCUCAUAUUUCCAAAAGAGAUGGCAAGAACAGUUUGCUCCAAGUCACUGCAAGUUGCUUUUAUUUUCCCUGUUCUCAUAAAGUAUAUUAUAGAUGUAAAUGUACUGCAGGUGGAAAACUCUAUUUACAGAUGUAUUUUUGAGCUGAAAACUGGAAAUUUGGAAGGGUUAGGGAACAGCCCACUUAACAGGAUUUUCAGCAUAAUUAUCUAAGUGCCAUACUUGGCUUGCCAAUUCUGUCCCCUCAGUACCCAUCAGCCAUCACUGUCGAACUUUUUCUCUAAGGGAGCACCCUGCAUGUGUUGUGCAAUGGGUUUUUAACAAAGAUUUGUUUUCCAAUUAAAAAAAAAAUAGGACUCAGUUUGCUGUUUAAGUGGAAGAGGUUCCACUUAAAUAACUUACGUGACAGCAUUUUUUCCAGUAAGUCAUCCAUAUUUUGACAGUCCGUUUACUGCAUGCUAGAGUAUGAAUGCAUAGUGCCUUUUUAAAAUGCAAGGUGAGGGUGGAAGAAGAUUUGAAAAUUGCCAAGGAAGCUAGAGGACCUGAUACAUAAGGAAGUUCUGAAUGCAGAAUAGAGUGGUAUAUGUUCAUCAAUGUGUUCAUCUUCAGAAGCUACAGAGGCUUUUUUUUUUUUUUUCAGAGAGAGAUUUUCUUGUGAAUCUUUGCAGGCAUUCCUGUGGACUCUGGGUCCUAAAAUAAGGUUAUUAACAUGAGGAAGACUUCAUUUUUGUGUGUGGCUUUUUGGUGAUUCUAGAAGUGUGGGAUGGCAGUGAUUUCUUGAUUAUGUCUGCCUUCAGUGAGUAAUGCAAGGUGCAGGCCGCAUGUUGGUCCUCUUAUCAAAGAGCAGUUCCUUAAGGCAAGGCUAUGUAUUGUGCUAGUAAAGUUCGUAUAGAAAAUGUCAGGGUAACCAUUUUGGAGAUUUUUGUUUUAGGUUAUAAAGUAUGACUUAAAAUAUUGGAUGUUUACACCAAGAUAAAUUUUUGUUGGCUGGGCUGAUUGAAUCUUCUUUAUGCUUCCUAUGAACUUGUAAGGAGUUUAUUUUGGUACACAACAUAACUGCAUUGGUUUCCUUGCUUCCUGCUUGCAGCAAAUGGACUUUCUCUGAAAUGGACACUCAUUAUUUUUGUCAGUGUUUGCUGUGGUUUGUGUUAAUCAUACUCUGUAAUCUAGUUAAUUCUGGAUUUUGAUAUGUCAGAAUGAAGGUUUAUUUUUGAGUCCUGUUCUAGAAUCUAAGCAUUGGAAGAACUUCAACCUGGUCUUAGUUAGAAGUUAUUCACAUUACCUAUCAUGUUAAAACACUUGCAUCAAGCCAUCCCGCCUUUUAUAUCCGCCUGAUGUUAACAGUGAAAUACUUUUUGUACCUUGUUGCUGAAAAUAUUUUUGCAUUUCAGGACAUCAAGUUACAAUAAAGUUGUUACUUAUUCAGAAAA
Molecule: messenger RNA, 10636 nt
Organism: Varanus komodoensis (Komodo dragon)
Lineage: Eukaryota; Metazoa; Chordata; Lepidosauria; Squamata; Varanidae
Gene: SPOPL
Product: speckle type BTB/POZ protein like
Exons: 10
Coding region: 5725-6762 (345 amino acids)
Biological process (GO): regulation of proteolysis; proteasome-mediated ubiquitin-dependent protein catabolic process
Cellular component (GO): cytoplasm; nucleus
Molecular function (GO): ubiquitin protein ligase binding
Source: RefSeq, a predicted model, not a curated record